UUACAGCUUGAACAUGCCCGUGGUUUUAGGGAGUCUCCUUUUACUUACACUUGGAGCAAUUUACCUUCAAAAAGCAAGCUCUCCAACAAUGGCUCUCCAACAAGGUUCAAAAUGUGGGCAGAAAGUCUAUGGAACUGAUCCAUGGAGCUUUUAUAGCUAUCUCUCUCGGAUUGUUGGUGGAAGCCAAGUACAACAAGGAUCACAUCCAUGGCAGGUUUCCUUGAAAAGGAGUAAUCACCACUUCUGUGGAGGAACCCUUGUCUCCACUCAGUGGGUAAUCACAGCAGCUCACUGUGUUGUAAGCAGAUCGCUGCUCGGUUUGCUGACUGUCACUGCUGGAGAACAUGAUUUGAGUCUGAAAGAUGAGGAAGAGCAGACCCUUCACGUAAAAGACAUAAUCAGGCACCCAAAAUUUAAUACAAAGAAGCCAAUGGAUUAUGACAUUGCCCUUCUAAAAGUGAAUGGUCACUUCAAAUAUGGUUCAGCAGUAUGGCCAGCAUGUCUUCCUGGUCCACAUGAAAAAUUUGAUCCAGGAUUUAUAUGUGUCACUUGUGGUUGGGGUCGUUUAAGAGAAAAUGGCAUCCUUCCUGAAGUUCUGCAUGAAGUGAGAUUGCCCAUCUUAGACCAGGCUGAAUGUUCCAGAGUCUUGUCAACUCUAAAGAAACCUAUUCGAAGCCACACUAUAAUGUGUGCUGGAUUUCCAGAUGGAGGAAAAGAUGCUUGCCAGGGGGAUUCUGGAGGCUCACUUGUGUGCCAACGUGAUCAUGGUUCUUGGACCCUGAUUGGAGUGACUUCAUGGGGCAUAGGAUGUGCUCGAAGCUGGGUACAUAAUCUGAAAAGAAAGUAUGAGAAAAGAGGAACUCCAGGAGUUUUUACAGAUCUGACCAAGGUGCUCCCUUGGAUUCAGCAGCAUAUAGAUGCCGAUGUCAAAAUGAAAAGUUCUAUGGCAUCCUGUAACAUUCGAGAUGGUGAACUUUCUGGCAGUGAAGGAAAAUUGCUUUUUCCUGAAUUCCCCAAGCAUUUUUAUCAGGAUAAUCAGCUCUGCGUUUGGACUUUAUUUGUUCCAGAAGGGAGGCAUAUAGUGUUGAAUUUUUCCCGCUUUGAUGUGGAGCCAGAUACAUUCUGUGACUAUGAUUCCUUGUCAGUGAUUUCUAUGGAUGAUAGGCUCAUUGGGAAAUUCUGUGGAAUGGACCUUCCACUACCAAUUUUGAUUGGUUCAAACAGUGUAAGACUGAAAUUUGUCUCAGAUAAUAAGGAAGAAGGAACUGGAUUUGCCAUGACAUAUCAAGCUGUUAAGCCAGCUAGUCUUCUAGAUUCUGGAUGUGGAUCUCUAGCAGUUCUCUUUGAAGAAGGAACAGUGCAAAGCAUGCACUAUCCUGAAGCAUAUAAUAACCUGGCAGAAUGUCAAUGGAUUGUUCAUGCUCCAGAAAAUCAUGUCAUCAAGCUCACAUAUGGACAUUUUGAACUGGAAGAAAAUGAAGACUGCACUUAUGACUCAGUGACUGUCUAUGAAAAUGUUGCAAAAGAGAAUGAAAUAGCUCGAUCAUGUGGAUUUGCUGUCCCAGCACCAGUUUUGAGUUCCUCUAACACCAUGCUUAUCCAGUUUCAUUCUGAUGAAACAGAGACCUACAGUGGCUUCAAAGCUGUAUUUGUGUUCAUUGAUGUUGCAGAUUUAAAUGUAACGAAUUCAAGCAGUGGAGUGAUGGUACUUGAAGAAAUCAGUGAGCCUGCAAAUGAAACAGACUUGCCUGAUGAUAGUUGUGGACUAGCAUCAAAUCAGCCCAGAUUUCUCUUUAGCCGAAUAAUUGGCGGCGAGGAAGCUGUGCCGUAUUCUUGGCCUUGGCAGGCCAGCUUGCAGAUUUUGGAUGAAGACAUCUGUGGCGGAGCAGUUCUCACAAACACGUGGGUGGUUACUGCUGCUCACUGUUUCAAAAAAGAGGGAAAAUAUCAAGGUCUUUGGAGAGUGGUGGUGGGCACUCAUGAUAUAAGAGAUCAAGAACAGAGCAGCCAAAAAAGAUUGGUGAAGCAGUACCUCACACAUCCAGAUUUUAACACCAGUACUCUGGAUUCAGACAUUGCUCUAGUGGAACUUACUGAGCCUUUAGAAUUCAAUCAUUAUGUUCAUCCAGUGUGCCUGCCGGAGAAAGAUGAGAAGAUUGAGCCUUCAAGGAUUUGUGUAAUUACAGGAUGGGGCAGUCAGUAUGAAGAUGGAGAAAAAUCAAGUAAAUUGCAUCAACUUGAAGUUCCUAUUUUGGUUUCUGAAGAAUGUCAGAAAUACUAUAUGAACUAUCCUGGUGUUGUGAAGAAAAGGAUGUUCUGUGCUGGAUUUCCUUCAGAAGGGGGAAAGGAUGGAUGUACAGGUGAUUCUGGAGGUCCACUGGUUUGUCCUGCAAAAGACUCAAGCUACUACACCCUUAAUGGAAUAAUAAGCUGGGGCUUUGGUUGUGGAAGAAAAGGCUAUCCAGGAGUCUAUACAAAUGUUGCUGCUUUUGCUGAUUGGAUCAGUCAAUACAUACUUGGAAAAACCAAUUCAUCAAGUAUGGCAUGAAGACCUUCACUAAGGUUUGGAGAAGACAACUAAAUAAAGGCACAAUUCUGAA
Candoia aspera is the source of this 2600-nucleotide messenger RNA. RefSeq names its product ovochymase 2 (gene OVCH2). Gene Ontology annotation, biological process: acrosome reaction; proteolysis. The record is from RefSeq and is a predicted model, not a curated record. Gene Ontology annotation, molecular function: serine-type endopeptidase activity. The coding region runs from base 14 to 2548 and encodes 844 amino acids. The transcript is spliced from 21 exons. NCBI's taxonomy places the organism in Eukaryota, Metazoa, Chordata, Lepidosauria, Squamata, Candoiidae.